Molecule: messenger RNA, 2375 nt
Organism: Branchiostoma floridae (Florida lancelet)
Lineage: Eukaryota; Metazoa; Chordata; Leptocardii; Amphioxiformes; Branchiostomatidae
Product: monoglyceride lipase-like
Exons: 6
Coding region: 43-813 (256 amino acids)
Cellular component (GO): membrane
Molecular function (GO): lipase activity
Source: RefSeq, a predicted model, not a curated record
UGGUAGACUACUUGUGUCUAAUAUAUCCCCAGGGCCCUGUUGAUGAUUAUCCACGGUUUGAGCGGACACUGUCAGAGAUAUGAAGAACUCGCCACAGAACUGAACAAAGAGGGUGUCCUGGUCUUUGCACACGACCACGUCGGUCACGGCCAGAGCCAGGGUCACUCUGCUGACAUCAAGAGUUUUGACGAGUACGUUCAGGACGUGUUGCAGCACGCCGACAAGAUGCGAGCCGCGCACCCCGGGAUUCCGCUCUUCGUCUUCGGACAGUCCAUGGGAGGAUCCGUCGCCAUUCUAUCAGCCCUGGAACGUCCCACUCUGUUUGCAGGGGUGAUCGUAUCGGCCCCUGGGGUCAUUCCCGCGCCAGAGACUGCUACCAGAUUUCGGGUGUCAGCUGCGAAGGCGCUGGCUUUCUUCGCCCCGAGGACAGGGGUAGCGAGGAUUGAGGCACAUCUGCUCAGCCGGGACACUGCUAAGGUAGAUACUCUUCCAUUACAGGUGAAGGCCUUCAAAGACGACCCGUUAGUAUUUCACGGUCAUGUCUGUGCCCGCUGGGCAGUCGAAUUCCUGAGCGCCAUGGAGCGGAUCCAGCGUGAAGUGCACAACUUCCGCACGCCUCUCCUGGCCCUGCAUGGUGACCAGGACAAGAUGGCUCUCAUCGACGGAACCAAGUUUCUGUACCAGCACACCAGAAGGGCGGACAAACAGUUAAAGAUCUAUCCCGGCGUUUACCAUGAACCUUUGUUUGAGCUGGAGCCGGACGCCCAGACCGCACGCCGCGACAUCGUGACAUGGGUGGUGGAGAGAAUAUAGGCCGGGCAGUACCGACAGGACACACUAGAGGGCGCAACGACACAGCAGAACAAUAUCUCAGUGAUAUUCCUGUGUGUACAGUAGUACACAGCAUUGGACACUGGACUUCAAUACCACAUACCACCACAUAUUACCUGCAAAAUGCACAUCUCAUGAAAAAGCUCUUUUGGUAACUUUGGGGUAGUACCAAACUUAGUAGGUUUACAAAAGGACUAGAGAUGAUUUUUCAUUUUUCCAUAAAGCUACACAUGUACCUGUGGAGGUUGUUCUUACCAAGUAUUGAAGUAUGCAUGUUCAGUAGGGUAAUUCUGUUAACCCCCAAAGCUACAUGUAGAUGUGCAAAGGCUAGGUCUGAUGGGUCAAUUGGUGUAAGAUAACCAACUGCUUCCAGGCAAAGUGCCUGUGAAGAUGGUGUGCUACACCCAAUGGUGGUUAUAUAGGCUAAAAAGAAAUAUGUACAUGUACAAAUACAAAUACAGAAACUGGUGUGUUACUACGAAAGACAGUUAUACCAGCUAUACAGAUAAAUAAAUGUAUACAUUGUGUGUAGAUAAAAAUACAGAAGCUGUGUGUGCUACUCCAAAAGGUGGAUAUGCCAGCAAUACAGAUACAGAAUUUAGAGGUUACAGAAUAUUGUAAUAAUAUAAGUUUUGAGAAAAAAGUUAAUUCAUACAUGUACUAUUAGCACUAUGGUCCAUUCUCUGCCAUCUUGCUUGGUCUUGUUCAAAACGGUUACCAUCAAAGUUGUUAUUAAUAUGUACAGCCUCUAUGCCAAGACCAUUAACUAACUUGAAUUCUCCAAACAGAUGUUGCAAGGCGAAAUCGUAAUGUCUUUUAUUUGUUGCCCCACAUUUUUGUUUUAAAUAGCCUUCCUAAAACCUAAAGACUGUUUGAAAGAAAAAUAUAGCUAGCUGUAAAGCCACUACGAUUUUACCUUUAACAUUAUCGCUGACCCUGACUACAACUAAAAAUCACAUUAUCUAUCAAACAGUGCAAGUACACUACACUAAAGGUUAGGUCCCUCUAAAGGAAUGAAUGACACGGCACACAAAAGGAAUGUUGUAAAAGUCAAAAGCACCUUUUUAUUUGUUCUGGAGUGGUACGUACGGUACGCGUCACACUCGUGUGCGCGGCUACAGGAAGAAACAGUCGUAAGAAAAGGCACUCCCUUAUUUUUGUUUAUAUAAGCGUCGGUUAGCCCCACCAAUGCGAAAAGCGUCAGUUGCGGCGUGGUUAGCCAAGUGCACGUUACUCUAUAGGGGUCCACCCUAACGUGGUUUUAUUCAACUCUCAUCACCCCGUUUAUCAUACUACUCUGAAAAAAUACAAACACAACUCUAAAAUUUAUGCAAAGUCUUCGUCAACAACAUCUAUAAUUUAAAUUAGCCACCAGAUAAGUGAGGUGGGGUAUAUGCAAGCAGAAAACAAAAGCUUUCACUCGUGUAGUCUUUCUUUCUUACUCUUGUAUAAUUGUCAUUUAUUCAUUGUCAAUUUGAAAUCACUCCAACGUAUGUUGGAAAAUUGUUAUAGAGUCUAGCAUUAAACCUACAGUUAGUUUUUAA